CGCCAGCAGCUCGUCCCCCCCCCGCGUCGCGACCGCGGAGAGGCGAUGAUGAGGCGCUGAGGUGCUGAGAUGCGGGGAUCCCGCGGGGACGCGCCGCGCCAGGCUCGGAACAAAGCGCUCGCUGGACGCCGGGAAGCUAGCCAUGGUCGACCCGUCCGAAGCGGAGGAUCAGGGCAAGAGCAAAGGUCCAGGGCCGGAGGCACCGACCACGGCCUCGGAAGCCCCCCGCAUGCCGGAGCAGAAUGGGAGCGGAGCGGCGUCGGCAGAGGGGGCUGUGGAAGGCGCGACGGAGUCUGGGCCGUCCUCCGAGAGCAGACCGCAGCAAGAUCGCACGAGGGACCCGUCCCCCAAGCUUCACCUGGACCUGUACAACUUCGACUCCCCGGACGCUGAGGGCAGCCGCUACGUGCUGACCAGCCCGCACUCCCUGGAGGCCUGCGCCCGCUGUGGGGUCAAACCCGUGGAGCUGCUGCCUAGGCCACUUGUGGACUUCGCCCGAGAAGCGCCGGGCCGAUCUAUGCGCGUGGCAACAGGACUCUUUGAGGCCUACGAGAAGGACAGGCACGCAAAACUAAAACAGUGUCGGGAGGAACGAGAGAGGAUCAUCAGGGAGGAGAGGAGACGGCUGCUCCAAGCAAGCGUCACUAGCAAUAGCAGCUCGGCUUCUGCUUCAGUAGACAGGUCCCCGGUCGCAGCCAGUGUUGGCUCGGGUCACCCUUCAAAAAUUGUGCAGACUACCACCGGUCAGCUCACAAAAACUGUUGUCAGUGGGGCAGGACAAUCUCCUCAACCUGCCUCAAGUAACUCAGUUACAUCCUCUAAAUCUGCUGCCUCAAGGUCUGGCAAAAUCUCAAAAUCCGUCCCUGUAGCCUUGCAGUCAAAACCUUCUUCUUCUGUGCAGCAUUCAGCUACCGUCCCUUCAUUGACCCUUCCGUUUUCUAAGUCGGUUUCAUCAGUGCCGAGUACUAAAAAAGGAACAAGUCCCAUAGUGAAAUCUGCCAGCACUUUUCCCAGAUCAACCCCCAGAGCUACCUCAUCCGUCCCCAGGGCUUCCACAUCUCUGUCAGCAUCUGGGACAAACUCCACAGCACCCGUCGCUGUCACCGGUGUGACACCGUCUCGCAAUGGCUUCUCAACUGCUCCCUUUGCCGAGAUCAACGGUUUUGCUUCAUCUCAACCAAAGAGGCAAGAGAAGAGCCAUUCGCUUGAGUCCUUACAGCGGAGACGGGAGCCGACGUGUUCCUCAACCACUACCCGCACCUCCUCUGAGUCAGGUGCUUCGUCCUCCUACAGCUGGGAGGGGCCUCGAGAGCGGUGGGUUAAGGCGUCCAGCCCAAGGGCCCGCACCCUUGCCACAUUCAACUCUCUGAUGGGCCGCAGCCUCAGCCUCGGUGACCUCAGCCACUCGCCCCAGACCACGCAGAAGGUGGAACGUAUCGUAAAGGAGGUCAAGCGGCGGGGACUGAAAGCCGUUCCUGAGCGGGACCGCAAGAUCGCGGCGCUGAUGCUGGCCAAGUACCAGGAGGAGGACAUCAUGAGCCAGACCCGCUAUGUGGCGCACCUGCAGUGGGACAGCGAGCGGCGGCUGGAGGAGCUGAGACGUGAACGUGAGGAGCGGGAGAAGCAGCGCGCCGUGCAGCAGUGCCAGCGAGCGUGGCACUCCCAGGUGUCCACGCGACAGCAACGCCUCACCCAGCAGGAGCAGGAGGCCACCGCCGCCAAGCUGCGGCAGGUGGCCGAGAACGAGGAGAAGUGGCGUGAGAUGGCAGAGCAGCAGGAGCGCAGUCGCAUGCAGAGGCUCCAGCAGGCGGCCCGCGAGGAGAAGCAGAAGAAAGUAGUGCAGGAGCAGAACCUGCGAGCUCUGGAGGAGGAGCGGGCCGCCAUGUUGGAACAGGAUCAGCUCCUGCUGCAGGAGAAGCUCUCCAUGGCAGAGCUGAAGAGGCAGGAGCGGGAGCACCAGAUUCACGAGGAGCGACGCGGGCUGAACCGCGCCGAGAGGAGGCGGCACACCGCCCUGAUUCGAGAGAUCGCCCGCCGUGAGGCAGAGGAGCGGGAAGUGACCAAGAAGGCCUUGGAGGAGAAGUUGAGUCGUUCCUCCGGGAACUACGAGCAGAUCAUGGAGAGACGUGGACAGGAACUCCGGGAAAAGGCCAGGCGUGAGGAGAAGCAAAUCCAGAGAGCGAAGAGGGCAGCAGAGGAGCGGGAGCGACAGCAGCAGGAACAGCUGGAAGUACGUGCGAAGGAAACGGAGCGACGGGCGCAGCAGGCAGCCAUCGUGGCAGAAGAGCGGGCCAAGGAGAAGGCCCUCCGUGCCGUGAUGAGCCGGCAGGAGAAGGAGAAGCUGCAGCGCAUGAACCGGCAACGCGUGGAGGAGGAAGAGCAGCAGCGGCGGCUGGAACUGCUGCAGUCCAUCGAGAGGAAGCUGGAGAAGAGCGAGCAAAUCUUCCGGGAGAAGCGGGCCGUGCUGGAGAGCGCUCGGUCCAUGGCGCGUGCCUCUUUUCACGUGCGAGACCGCGUGCGGGAGGAGACCAACAUGCGUACAUUUGACAAGAUGGCCCUGGAAGCCAAGCUGAAGGCCAGCCUGGACGAGAAGUGAGCCCUGCUGAGCAGCCAUCGCUCCCGCCGCCGCUGCUGGGAAUCGGCUGUGCUUGGGCUCCACGGGGACCUUACAGUCGAGCUACAGUUGCAAACCAUGUAGGAUUACAACGUAUCAUCAAGUUCAUCUUGUUUUUUAAAUCUCAUUGGAUCACUCUGGAGCUACGUAUAUUACUUUUUCAAUAAUAUCUGCUAGGAUGUGUCAGUCAUGUUCAGAUGAAGCCAACAGAACAUUUCAGGAUAUGCAAACAGGGAAGUGUGGUCUUGCUACUGAGUAGCAAACGUGGGAUUGAUGUUCCCGUCCCAAAAGUCUCUUCUGAAGUACAUGAAGUGGAAUGAUUAGCGCUGGCCCGCAGAAGAUGAAUGAACUUCUUGUGGUGCUCAGCUGGUGGUAGUCAGUGGUUUUGCAAAUUCUGAAACCCUUUCAUUCUCCCCGCCAAGCAGUGGACAGCGAGCUCACCAUCGCAGUCCAUCAAAGCCGUUCCAAAAGGAAAAGUGUGCAUUGUCACCAAGGAAACGGACGUUCAUGGCAACUCUACUGGCUUUUCGUCUUCAGAUGAAAAAAGAAGCGAAUGAAAAAUGAGCCGAAGGAGCUGAGCUGCAGUUGGAAAAAGAGCUCCUGUCAAUAUGUCCAGCAGAGUGACACAGUCCAGCUGUGUCAGCAGAGUGUUCACAGGAGCUCAUCGCCAUGUCAGUCCACACUCUUCUGCAGGGGGCUUCAGCCAGAAGAAAUCAAGGAAACUCGUGACAACGAAAAGCCAACUUUUAGCUCAGCAGCUGCAGUCUUGGCCUGUCCGGAAAGCUAAGCCCAGUGUGCCAUGUGUUCACCAGAGGAAAGAAGAAAGGACGUUGAAGUCUGGGUACAGAACCCACUUGUUUCCGGUGUGCGUUGCUCCGAAGUGAAUUCUGCCACGACUCUCCACCGAACUGCUCUGUUGGAGUUAACUAAAGCUUUCCAUGGAUCCUUCAUUUCUAUUUGUUUACUAAAGCGUGGGGUAGAAUAAAUAUUGUGUUGUCACUCAUUCUCGCUCGCCUCCUUGACCAAUACAUCAAGCUAAAAAUGUUCCACUCCAUUUGUAAAGCUUUGUGAAGAUUAUGAUUUACACAUAAUGCUUUUAUUCCCCAUUGAUGAUUGAAGGAAAUGCAGCUGAUACUGUGAUGUGAGAUGUGUGAUAGGUGUUCUUUGACACAUCUUAGCGUGUGGCUUCCUCCCAAUUAAUACAAAAGUGACUGGGGGAAACUAUACAGAAUGCAAUUGUUUGUCAUCUAUAUUG
Scleropages formosus (Asian bonytongue) is the source of this 3869-nucleotide messenger RNA. It is a transcript of the gene ccdc177, whose product is annotated as coiled-coil domain containing 177. Lineage: Eukaryota; Metazoa; Chordata; Actinopteri; Osteoglossiformes; Osteoglossidae. Bases 143 to 2596 code for a protein of 817 amino acids. The transcript has 3 exons. The record is from RefSeq and is a predicted model, not a curated record.